UGUGUCGCGGCAUUGAAGUUAAAUUGUUAUUUGUAGUUGACAAGCCCAGUUCCGAUUUGGUAAAUCAACCCUAAAAACUCCAAUCGAAACCAGGUCGCAUUUUCAAUUAGGUUCAGUGAACUUGUACCAGAUACAGACUCUGAAAAUUUGUAGUGCGUAGAAAAAAUGCCAGAUAUUCCAUUUGUACUCAAUUUGGACUCACCGGACUCCAUUUACUAUGGCCACGAUAUGUUCCCCAAUCGCAUGUAUCGCCGGAUGCACUCUCGCCACCAUGAUGCCCUCGAUAUGCACACUCUCGGCUUGAUUGCCCAAAUGGGGGCACACGCUCGUCACCUGGUGGCCCACAAGAAUCGCGGUGAGCUGGGCGCAAGCAGCGCCGCUGGCAAGGAUAAGAAGGGCAACUUUCAGGUGAAUCUCGAUGUGGGCCUCUUUGAGCCAGCUGAGCUGAGUGUGAAGCUCGUCAACAACUGCGUCGUUGUCGAAGGCAAGCAUGAGGAGCGUGAGGAUGAGCACGGUCAGGUUGCGCGUCACUUUGUGCGUCGCUACCCACUGCCCAAGGAGUACAAUGCCGAUGGCAUUGCCUCGACCCUGACCGAUGAUGGUGUCCUCACCGUGACAGUGCCGCCCCUCAUCGUCGAGGAGCAGGGCCUGGAGCGCAUUAUACCCAUUAAGCAUGUGGGGCCAUCCGACUUGUUUCUGCAGCCCAAGAAUAAUGGACACAAGGAACAAAUAGCUGACGACGACAAAAAGUGAAUUUUCCCGAUAAUUGCGUUGCCAACAGUUGCAAAGUGAUUUCCCAAGACUCUCAAUUCCAUUGCACCGCAAAGAUAAUAAAUCAAUUUAUGCACGCUACAAUUUAACAAGUCAUAUUAACCAUUUAUUAAUUUAUUUAAAUGUAAUCCAUUUAGAUUUAAAACUCUUCCAGUGUCAGUGCUAAUAAAUGUUUUUUAACAUCCUAAAA
Molecule: messenger RNA, 961 nt
Organism: Drosophila grimshawi
Lineage: Eukaryota; Metazoa; Arthropoda; Insecta; Diptera; Drosophilidae
Gene: Hsp67Bc
Product: heat shock protein 67B3
Exons: 1
Coding region: 166-753 (195 amino acids)
Biological process (GO): response to heat; protein refolding
Molecular function (GO): protein folding chaperone
Source: RefSeq, a predicted model, not a curated record